CAUUCUAUUCUUAAAACUCUACCUCUGUUGAGCUGUGUAGAAAAGAGGACAUACUGGCACCUCUCUCUGUUCUCUGCCUCUCUUCACAGUCUCCUCUGACUGUAUUUCUGUCUUUGGGAAAUUAUUUUAAUUUCAUUGUUCUUCAUAAACAAGCUGGAACUGGACUUAUUGGACUUUAAUCCAUUGUGAAGAGGGUACAGUGGUCGAACAGUCAAUUGGUUGGACGAUCUGACGGUUUUCUGUUUGGACUAUAACCACGAAGAGAGUUUUCUGUGUUUGAGGAGAGCAGGGAAGAGAUGAGCUAGCUGCUGAGUGAAAGAGUAUCAUCUUGUAAUUAGUGGACUGGACUCUGAAAGAGGUGCUGGUUUAAGAUAAGGAAAAGGAACGAUCACCCUGGGUUCCCAUUUAGAGUAAAUACAGGACAAGGAGGGUUACAUUUCAUUUCAACCAACCAUUGACUGUUGUUUAACCAAGGAAGGAACUUGCUUGUGUUUGAGAAGAGCAGGGAAGACCUACCGUAGCUGCUGUGUGUGAAGAACACAGGUGGUUACAUUACGGUUUAACCAGCCAUUGACCAUGGUUGACCGCUCUGCUGCGGAACCCACCAUGAGCUCCAGCCUGGUCAACUCUCUUGCCAAGGUGUACGACCCCAACCCUCUUCAUGGUCAGAAACUGGCCGGAACAAAGCUGAUACGUUCACCCACUGGACCUGACAAACAACCCCAGACACCGUCCUCACCCUCUUCCUCCUCCUCCUCUUCUCCGGUCAUUGCUACAUGGUGCGUUGAGACUGAAAGCCGCAUGGACUCUCUAAGCAGCCAGAUGGAGCGUCUGAUUAACCUCCAGGAGACCGUCCUCACCCGGCUGGACGGACUGUCCCGGGACCUGGGGGGCGUGGGGAGGGAGGUGGCCUCUCUCCGGGCCGGGGCCUGGGGGUCGGCUGGAGGUCUGGGCCAGACCCAGGGUAAGACCCAGACCCAGGGGGUGGAGGUGGAGGGUCAGGCCCAGGAGGUGGCUGCGGCCUGUAGGGUGCUCCAGGGGGUGGUGCAGGAGGCCAGCCAGCGAGUGGAGCAGCAGGGGCAGAGGCUGGAGGGAGUGGAGAGGCUCGUGGAGGGCAUGCAUCAGGUCAUCGGUUUCAUCGGAGAGGUGGUGAAGAGCUCUAUGCUGGCUGAGCUGCUGUUUAAAAAGCCUGGAGGCUGUAAGGGGGCUAAGGCCAAACAAGCCAGGAAGCUGAAGGACAAUGGGAUGAGGGAUGGGAAGGACAAGGCCAAACUCAGCCUGAAGUGCCUGAAAGCCCAGAAGAAGAAGAAGCCUCCAGAUGUAUCAGACUCUGUAGAGGCCCUCCUUCUAGACCAGGUAGAGAAGCUCAACAGGCAGAAUGCUGAGCGUUCCCAUGGUAAUGGGGUGGUUCUGGACAUGCCCCGCAUCCCCGUUGUCCAACCAGAUGACAUGGAAGAGCUAGAGGGGAAGGAGGAGGAGAAGAGGAAAACCCCUGACCAGGAGGAAGAGCAGAGGGCCAGGGAAGAAGAGGAAGAGGAGGGGGAUAUAUUUGGUGAAUCUGACCCUGAGGAAGAGGAGGGAAGAGAGGGAGAGGCACUGAAGAUUAAGGUGGAGCACGUUCAAGAGGAAGACGGGGAGAAGAGAGGGGAAGGAGGGGAGAAAGAGUCAUCAGAACCUCUAGAAAGUUCUGAGGAGUUAGGUGAGGUGGCUGCCAGCAGUAAACGUGGCGUCCAAGAGGAGUAUUGGGUGAAAGACAACUUGAAAAAGAGUCGAGUGGAGGAAAAGAAAGAUGGGGAAGAGGAGGAAGGAAGAGUUCCUGAGGGUUCAGAGCUUCAGGCUGCCCAAUCAGAGGCAGAGAAGACGGAGAAGGAAGAGGAGGUGGAUGAUGGACAGCCAAAAGAGUACAUUAUUGACUCUAGCCCUCCGCCAGCAGCCCCCUUUGAUCACCGCAUCGUGACACCUAAACCUCACCAGGUUACUACCUUCUACGCCAUUAACAGAGAGGAGGUCCUAGGAGGGGGACGUUUUGGACAAGUCCAUAAAUGCGUAGAGAACUCUUCUGGACUGAAGCUUGCCGCCAAGAUUAUCAAAGCCAGGAGCCAGAAAGAGAAGGACGUGGUGAAGAAUGAGAUCCAGGUGAUGAACCAACUCAAUCACGCCAACCUGAUCCAGCUCUACGCUGCCUUCGAGUCAAGCCACGACAUCAUCCUCGUCAUGGAAUAUGUGGAUGGAGGGGAGUUGUUUGACCGGAUCAUAGACGAGAACUACAACCUGACAGAGCUAGACACAGUGCUGUUCAUCAGACAGAUCUGUGAGGGAUUACAGUACAUGCACAAGAUGUACAUCUUACAUCUAGACCUCAAGCCAGAGAACAUUCUGUGUGUGAGCAGAGCUACAAACAAGAUCAAAAUAAUAGACUUUGGGCUUGCAAGAAGGUAUAAGCCCAGGGAAAAGCUGAGGGUUAAUUUUGGAACGCCGGAAUUCCUAGCUCCUGAAGUCAUCAACUAUGAAUUUGUCUCAUUCCCUACAGACAUGUGGAGUCUGGGAGUCAUCACAUACAUGCUGCUGACUGGUCUGUCUCCAUUCCUGGGUGACGAUGACAACGAGACUCUGAACAACAUCCUCGCCUGUCAGUGGAACUUUGAGGAGGAGGAGUUUACAGACAUCUCUGAGGAGGCCAAAGACUUCAUCGCGCGCCUGCUGAUCAAGAGCAAUAGUUGGAGGAUGAGUGCCUCACAGUCACUGAAACAUUCCUGGCUGUCGGACCGUAAUCUUCACUACCGCCUGCAUCAGAAGAAAAAUAAGUGCCACUCAACACACCCUCACCCUCCCCGAAAAUCUAGACAGUCCCCCAUCCAGAAUGAGUCUCCCCUCCAAAAUGACGCCCAAGACCCUGUGGGCACCUUAUGAUGACAUGGGCUGCUGCCUAUUGAUGACACUGGGGCCAGGGGCGGGACCCAACACUGGACCAACACUGCUGUACCUGUAUGGCUACUCGAUCACUACUCUCUGCGCUGCCUCGCAUCCUCGCAUCCGUUAGCUUUGCACCGCGGCUCGCUAUAGCUCUCGCCACAGAUGGGAGGGUGUGAGGCCAGCAGGAAGUUUAGGGUUACAUUUCUACCUCCAACCCCAGCCCCAUCCCACUCUGUUACUCUGGCCACAACAUCACCAAAGACACUCAGCUAACAACCCAGCUAACAAUGUCCACAGUGGCAUGGUGCACCAUGCGGUCAUUCAGUCCUGCAAGCACAAAAAGAAGGGACCUUCGCCAUGACAAGGGAAGAGGGGAUUGCAGGUGGGGUGGCCAACAACUUUGUUCAACAGCUGAAUGUCCCUUAUGGGCCAGUGUAUUGCUGUCCUAGCUUCAGUUGGGUAACUGAAAGAACUCAGUUGGGACAGAGCUGACAUGUGCAGCCCCUGGGCUGAGGGUUAGGAGGAGGGCUUCUAGUCUGAGAGGACAUCACGCACAGCCCCUCGGACCCAGUAGGCAUCAUCCUGCUGAAUGAAAGAUGAGGCGUGGAGUGAAAGAGUGGAGUGCCCAUUACCCCCAGUAGAAAUUGUACCCAGUAUUAAUGUAGUAUUUAUCAUAUUGCAGUUAAUGUGGUGUAACAGUUACCUAAAACUCGACAUUACUUGAUAAAGAAACGUAUGUGUUAAUAUGAUGGCUACCUUCAUAAUAGUUUUGUGUAAUUAAUAAAGGUAUUUUGCAUAGUCACAUGUUAUAAGCAUCAUGCCCUGAACUUUUAAUGGAUCGCUAUCAAAUACAAACGGAACCCCCAUCAUAUUAUUUGUGUAUAUUUUCAGCAUACUGUGGAUGUGAAAUACCUUAUCAUAGGUCUAGUUUACCAAGUCUUGUCAUACCAUUGCUUUUUAUUUAUUUGAGAGGUUUUGAAUUAGAAGUCUGAUGUGGGAGCAUUUCUUUUCCUGGUAUUUUCCUAGCAUAGUUUCUAGAGUUAGGAGUGCUUUUUUUUUUCUUUACAUUUGACAAUACUGUCCAUUUCUUCUUUAUUUGCCCCAUUGAAGUUUGUUGUAUUAAUUAAUUGAAAUUGGAAAAUUAACAGAUUAUUCCUUAGUAUUGGCUCUUCCCAUUGCUGCUAACUUUACUUUCUCCUGGCACCACUGGUGUGAAUUUACUAUAAAACCACCUCUGUGCUUGCAUGCUGUUGGCUUGACCUUUGACCCUGCUUUGCUUUGGCCAUUUGGAGUAGCCCUCUCACCUUCCAUGAAGGCAUACUACUGAUCUACAGAACACUACCUAUAUGAUUGAAUAAUUCAUGUUUAUCACUGAAGUUAGUAGCCACCCACAGGGCACAGAUGUCAGUUCAACGUCUAGUUUUGAUUUACAUUUCGUUCAGUUGUCAACUAACGUGAAUUCAGUAUUUUUUUAGGUUAAAAGAUUUAGGUUAAAAGUUGGGUGAAAAAAAUACGAAAUGCCUUUACGUUGAUAGCGCAAAUCCAAUUAUACUGAACAAAAAUAUGAACGCAACAUGUAAAGUGUUGGUCCCAUGUUUCAUAAGCUGAAACAAGGGACAUGUCCCCCCCACAUUCUGAAAUUGCAUUUUUGUCCCCCCCAGUUUUAUCAUUGGAAUGUGAUACAAAACAAGGCAACGGUGUGCUUUAGGACCAUUUCGGACGCCUCCGAGCAGUCUGGUAGGCUGUUAGGAAUGUUUAUCCAACUGAAAACAAGUUAUAAAAUAACAAUCAUAAUUAUGGUCCCCCCCACUUCUAAAACCAAAGUUGCACCCCAGAUUAUUACACAGGUGCACCUUGUGCUAGGGACAGUAAAAGGUAACUCUAAAAUGUGCAGUUGUGUCACACAACACA
Messenger RNA from Salmo salar (Atlantic salmon), 4824 nucleotides. RefSeq lists its product as uncharacterized. Gene Ontology annotation, biological process: protein phosphorylation. Gene Ontology annotation, molecular function: ATP binding; protein kinase activity. Lineage: Eukaryota; Metazoa; Chordata; Actinopteri; Salmoniformes; Salmonidae. The record is from RefSeq and is a predicted model, not a curated record.